AUGGAAUAUAUAGAUUUUGAUGCAAGUCCAAAUAAUAAAAAAAUUUGGCCUGAUUCAAAUCGAGUGCCAGGAUAUCUUCAGAGUGAUUAUCAAUGCACUGACGUGUAUACUAUUGCUGCAAAUGAUAUAGUUACGAUUUAUUAUGGCAUAGUUAAUAUAACUGGUUAUAUUCACAAACUCACGAUACAAGAAAAUAGUAUAGAAUAUCCACUUUCUAAUUGGGAACAAGAUCGUCCAGAAUAUAUAGUUAAUGAAGAAUUAAUUGCAGAAGGAGAAUCAGCAUUUCUCCAAUUUACAGCUCCAAAAAAUAUGGAUAUACGAAUUUUUUUUUAUACUUUUGCUAAGGAGGAUUUUUUUACACCCUUAACGAAGAAAUAUGGAUUCACAGUUACUACCCACCGAAUUAUUGAUGCUGAAUCAAAAUCUGAAACUCCUAAAACUGUAAUUGAACCAUCUGAACGUACAUAUCCAGCUUCAAUUCUUUGUCCACGUUAA
Molecule: messenger RNA, 495 nt
Organism: Aphidius gifuensis
Lineage: Eukaryota; Metazoa; Arthropoda; Insecta; Hymenoptera; Braconidae
Exons: 4
Coding region: 1-495 (164 amino acids)
Source: RefSeq, a predicted model, not a curated record